Salvelinus namaycush (lake trout) is the source of this 1357-nucleotide messenger RNA. It is a transcript of the gene best4, whose product is annotated as bestrophin 4. The transcript is spliced from 9 exons. The record is from RefSeq and is a predicted model, not a curated record. Gene Ontology annotation, molecular function: chloride channel activity. NCBI's taxonomy places the organism in Eukaryota, Metazoa, Chordata, Actinopteri, Salmoniformes, Salmonidae. The coding region runs from base 1 to 1299 and encodes 432 amino acids.
AUGACGGUCUCCUACACCCUGGAAGUGGCCAAUGCUAAGUUUGGAGGGUUUUCCAAGCUGCUCUUCAGGUGGAGGGGAAGCAUCUACAAGCUGCUGUAUAAAGAGUCCCUGGUGUUCUGUCUGAUGUACAGCUUCUUCAGUGUUUUCUACAGAUUCUUCCUCACUGAGAAACAACAGCUGUUGUUUGAAAAUGUAGCCCUCUACUGUGACCAGUUUACCAACUAUAUCCCAAUGUCCUUUGUGCUUGGUUUCUAUGUGACCCUGGCGUUCAACCGUUGGUGGGGUCAGUACACCAGCUUCCCCCUGCCUGAUAACCUGAUGAUGGUGGUGUCGGGGAACGUCCACGGGGUCGACGAGAGGGGCCGGCUGCUCCGACGCACACUCAUGAGAUAUGCUAACCUCUCCUCUGUCCUCAUCCUGCGAUCCAUCAGCACCAGAGUACGCAGACGCUUCCCAACCCUGGAGCAGGUGGUAGAUGCAGGAUUUAUGACACCGCUGGAGCAUCAACAGCUGGAUGGUCUGAACUCUGACUUCAACAAGUACUGGAUGCCUCUGACGUGGUUCACUAACCUGGCAUCACAGGCCAGGCAGGAGGGUCGGGUCAGAGACGACGUCGCUCUACGACUGCUCAUGGACGAGCUGAAUAACUACAGAGGCAAGUGCAGCCUGCUGUUUCACUAUGACUGGAUCAGCAUUCCUCUGGUCUACACUCAGGUAGUGACCCUGGCUGUAUACUCGUUCUUCGGCUUCUGUCUGAUUGGUCGACAGUUCCUGAACCCUGAGAAGGGGUAUAAAGGUCACCAGCUGGACUUGUACGUCCCCGUCUUCACCCUGCUUCAGUUCUUCUUCUAUGCAGGCUGGCUCAAGGUGGGGGAACUGAUCAUCAAUCCCUUCGGAGAGGACGAUGACGACUUUGAAACCAACCAACUAAUCGACCGGAAUAUUCAGGUGUCCAUGCUGGCUGUAGAUGACAUGUACCAGAACCUGCCCCCAACAGAGAAGGACAAGUUCUGGGUAGAAAGAUACUUAUCUGUCCCCUACUCUACUGCUGCUGAGACCCUCAGACCUACCUUCAUGGGCUCAACAUAUGACAUAAGCUUUGAAUCUGGUCCGGCCGUCUCCAUGCCCUUCGUCUAUAAGGAUGAGUGCGGUGAUGUGGACAGGAAGGUGAAGGAUGUGUCUUUAGUGAGAGACAGACAGCUGAAGGCGUCUCAUCUGCAGACAGAACGAGGGGAGGGGCAGUUCAAGGUGGCUGUGGAACUCAUCCAAGCCAAUGACAAUGAGCAGAGCUCUUGUUGAAAGAUCUGGGCAACUUGUUUAUGGGUUUAUUUUUUGGGAUAAUUCCUGCAUUUUCCAU